UGAAUGUCUCCAACCUUCGAUGUGAUCGAAGAAACCGUCUCUGACACUUUCCUAUUCUUAUCCGCUUUCAUCGACAACGUGCUUCUUGAGCUUCUUCGUAGCGAUUCAAUUGGGCUGAUGAUUGUUUGGCGUCAUAACCGAGAUGCCCCAACAUGGGAGGUUCAAAUUCUGCUGUUACACGCCUCGUCACUGACUCUUUGACCUCCUUCAACAUCUUCGGACAACUGUGGCAGAACAACAUGUUUAUCAGGCUUCGAGAUCUGCUCUUCUUCGGGUCGUUGGGUUUUCAGGCUGCGGCCCAAUGCGCACAACCGAACGGCACCGUUGAUCUCAGCUGGCAUCCUCCAAAUCUGACCAACAUCAACAGCCUCAGCUUCGUCAUCAACGGCACAGGUGCCAAUGGCUUUUACAAUACCUCCGUAACACCAGCAAAGACUGCGUACAGCACCUACAAUUGGUGUAAUAUGCCUCAUGUCCGACAGCAGGAAUACGUCAAAGCGCCUCAAGGCUACAAGUUGGAAUAUGUCGAACUGAUUCACCGGCAUCACAAGCGUACACCAUACGCCGCUAACACUUUCCCCCAUGAGACGUAUACCUGGGACUGUGAUGACGAGGCUUUGUUUUACUAUGGCACGCCUCGACCUGAUGGCACUUCCGCGCAAGUCAACUGGCAAGUCUACACGUCUGACUCCAACCCGCUCGCGCCAGAAGGCUUCAAUGGGACCUGCCAAUUCCCGCAGAUCACCGGCUCAGGACUCAACGAUAGCCGACAACACGGUAAAGAUCUAUUCGAAGUCUACCACGGCCUUUUGGGCUUCCUGCCCAGCACCUACGACUCCCAGAAAUCAAAAUAUAGGGUCACUAAUAAUCAGAUGUAUGUACUCGUACCCUCCUCGCCGGGAGGCUGUGCCAGUCAAGCACGGGUCUUAUAUUUUGCCCUUUCUUCAUUGAUCACGGCUUUUUCUGACAAGAGUUGCAGAACAUCCCAGGUUGCUGGUCAGAUCAUCAAAGGCCAGUACACUUCACUCACGAACCAACCUGUCAGCGUGGCCAUUCAACCGGAUUCCAUCGAUUCUCUCGAACCAGCAUACACCUGCGACGCGGCCAGCGACUUGUACUCCACUUACGGCGUCGGCAGUUCCGUGGCCAACUGGACCCUCCACCUCAACGACUCGGUGUCGCUGUUUGCAAAGCUCGACUCCGUCUCCGGCGUCAAUUCCAGCGACCCAGAUUGGCAUAAUUGGUUCGACCACUAUUUUGACAACUUGUCGGCACGCUUGUGCCAUCAGAAGCCCCUGCCGUGCGAAGCGGGGAAUUCUUCAAACUGCAUCACCCAGACUGACGCCGAUGCCGUCUUCCGUCGCGGUCAGUACGAGUAUUCCUUCAUCUAUCGAGAUUCGCCAGCCUCUCUGCCCGCGUCCACCGCCAGCUUUGGCAUCUGGAUGGCUGAACUCGCCAGCAAUCUCCGUGCUGCGAUGAAUGGAUCGUCACCCACGAUCUACAGACACAAUGUCGCACACGACGGCUCCGUGUCGCGUCUAUUGUCUAUCCUGCAGGUCGACGUUAUGGUCUGGCCGGGGAUGGGCUCUGAAGUCGUUUUCGAACUGUACAGCAAAUCGGGCUGCUAUUAUUUGCGGAUUCUCUGGGGUGGACAAGUCCUGCGCAGCUCGAAUCCAAGUCUCGGUCUUGCGGAUAUGAUUCCCGUCCAGACGUUUUUGAGUUACGUGGAUGGCCUGGUGGGCGUCAAAGCGGCGAAGGUUCCAGGCUUGUGCUCGAGCAGCUAGUCGAGCAUAGGACCGAAGACAUACGAGCUCGUCUAUUGAUGUACAUAGGGGCCAGGAGCAAUUACCUGGUAGUAAUUGACGACAAAGCGUCCGACAAGCAGAUACAGUAAGUAAAUGUUCGCAAAAAAGCUGCUGGUCCC
Molecule: messenger RNA, 1924 nt
Organism: Exophiala xenobiotica
Lineage: Eukaryota; Fungi; Ascomycota; Eurotiomycetes; Chaetothyriales; Herpotrichiellaceae
Exons: 2
Coding region: 153-1784 (543 amino acids)
Biological process (GO): dephosphorylation
Molecular function (GO): phosphatase activity
Source: RefSeq, a predicted model, not a curated record